UCUCACUGACACUUCACACUUGAGCCUUCUGAUUGAUUUCUGUGCUGGAAACAUUUCAGUUAGGUCAGGUUUUCCUCCUCAGAGUGAUCCCUCCUGUUAGCAGUCCUAUCUCUGCAGCUGUAGUUCUUCACUUCCUGGACACCUCAGCUCCUCCACUCUGUGUUUUCAUCACGGUGCUGCAGGUUCGUGCUCCCCGGGCUCCUCUAACCUCAGCUCCGGCUUCAUAUCCGUCUGACAGCCGCGGCUGUCUCCCGCCUCAACCCGGACAACGAACCGGAUCUGCGGCUGGGUCUCAAACUGUGAGCCGGGGGAGCUAGCUGGGAGGCUAGCGGAGCGUUAGCCGAGCAGUAGCGGGGUGAAGGCUCGGUCCGGACGGCGGGCAGAGGGAGCGCAGCAUGGCCGGAGGAAAGCACAUCCAGGCGGCGGAGGAGAGGGCAGCGAGCCGGGGUCAGAGCGAAGCAAACAGGAAAUUGAAGUACAUCAGUCUGGCGGUGCUGGUCGUCCAGAAUGCAUCGCUCAUCCUCAGCAUCCGCUAUGUCCGCACGUUGCCGGGCGACCGCUUCUUCGCAACGUCAGCUGUCGUCAUGGCGGAGGUCCUGAAGGUCCUGACGUGUCUGCUCAUCAUCCUGCUGCAGAAGAGAUUCAAUGUGAAGGAGACGGUGUUGUUCCUGGUGGACUCCAUCUUGUUCCAGUACAAAGACACUCUGAAACUAGCCGUCCCGUCACUCAUCUACACUCUGCAGAACAACCUGCAGUACGUGGCCAUCUCCAACCUGCCAGCUGCCACCUUCCAGGUGACGUACCAGCUGAAGAUCCUCACCACAGCUCUGUUCAGUGUGUUGAUGCUGAGGAAGUCUCUGUCCAGAGUUCAGUGGGUUUCUCUGCUGCUGCUGUUCGCUGGAGUCGCCAUCGUACAGGUCCAGCAGGAGGGGAAGAAGGAGGCGUCGGUGUCGGGCAGCUCCAACCAGAACUACACGGUUGGUUUGGUUGCCGUGGUGAUCAGCUGCCUGUCAUCAGGGUUUGCCGGUGUUUACUUUGAGAAGAUCCUGAAGGGGAGCUCAGCGUCCGUCUGGAUGAGGAACGUGCAGCUGGGGAUCUUCGGCAUGGCGCUCGGCAUGUUGGGACUGUGGUGGAAUGACGGCGCUGCCAUCGCCGAGCAUGGCUUCCUGUUCGGCUACACCGGCAUGGUGUGGUGCGUGAUCUUCAACCAGGCGUUCGGCGGGCUGCUGGUGGCCGUGGUGGUGAAGUACGCCGACAACAUCCUGAAGGGCUUCGCCACUUCCUUCUCCAUCAUCGUCUCCACGGUGCUGUCCGUCUACCUGUUCGGCUUCCACGUGGACCUGCUCUUCACGGCGGGGGCGGGGCUCGUCAUCGGUGCCGUCUACAUGUACAGCCUCCCCAAAGCGUCCGGCGGAUCUUCGUCCCCGAGCUCCUCCUCGUCUUCCUCAGCGACUUCUGCGUCGCCGAGAACGAAUGGAGGCGCCGAGAUGGAAAUGGAGGAGUUUCUGCCAAAAGCUCAGGGAGGCGUCACGUCUCCUCCUCCUGCCGUCCACUUCACAGACUAACUGCUCAAAGCACAACAGGAGGAGGAGGAGGAGGAGGAGGAGGAAGGAGGAGGAGGAGGAGGAAGGAGGAGGAAGAGCACUGACCACCUGUCUGUCUGUCUGUUUCCUGUCUAGCCCUCUCUGCCUUAAAACUCUUAACUUUACUAACUGAGUGAAAAGAGGAAAAGCCUUAUUGAUUAUUGAUCAUAUAUUGAUUAUUGUUGCUGGAGGAGAAUCUGCAGAUCGAUCAGAUACUGAUCAGAUGAAUGUUUUCACUGUGCAGCCGUCGGCGGGUUCAUCAGCUCACUGAAAUGUUUCUGCGUCUGGCUGCAUCACAUAUUUAUCACCUUUGUAUAAAGACUGUAAUUAAUUAUUAUUUUCAUUAUCAAUCAUCUUUAUUAUUUUUGAUAAAUAAAUAAUUUAAAAAGUCACAGAACUGUAAAAAAUAUCUCAGAGUCCAAAGUGACGUUUUCAAAUGUUUUGUUUUGUCUGACCAACAGUCCAAAACUUAAUUACUCAGUUUAUUGAGACAUAAAAAAACUGACAUGUUUAAGAUUCUUAAAUAACUUAAAUGAUUUCUUUGUUGCUGGAACAAUCAAAUUUACUAUUUAAUGUAGGACGUUAAAAAAAAUUUCACAGUUUUUGUGUCAUAACAGAAGUGAUUUAUAUUAUAUUGAUUUGUAUUUAUGGAGUUCCUGUUUUUUUUUCAGCUUCAGAAUUCAUUUCAUCCUCCAAGUUCCAAGUUUUACUUUAGUGUCAUACACAUGAAAAAUAAUAAUAACUUUAUUUGUAUAGCUCAGUUCAUACAGCGAGUGCAACUCAAAGUGCUUUACACAAUAAAAUGAGAAAAUACAGAUUAAAGACAGAAUGAGAGGGUAAAUAAGAUUCAAAGAUACAAUCACACAUCAACAAAAAAAGCGCAUUAGGUUUGAUACUGAUGAGUUCAAGCUUCAUAAAUGCAUUUUCCUGGAUCUGUCGGCCCUUUCAAACUAUAUUUACAUAAGAAACAAAUCAAAGACAACAGUAAUAAUAAUAAUAAUAAUAAUAAAUGCUAGAGUAAUAAAUCACUGAGUUAUUUUAAACAGAAUAACUCCUCAAACAUCUUCCUCUCUCGUCAUGAAGUCCAAACAGCUUCAGUCUGUUUCCAGCAGACCACCGAGCACUACGACCCUGUGUACUAACUACUAACUGCUAAUGUCCACAAAGAAGGAGACAGAAUUUCCCAAGAAGUCGAGACAAGUUAAGAAGCCUUUAACAUCAUCCUCUGAGGCUGAAACAUGAAGCCAAACCUGCAGUUCCUCUAAUGUCCACUAGAGGCUGGCUCCAACAGUGAGUCAGUCCCCACAGACGUCCAUGUUCACAUGUAGAAAUAAACAUGUUUACAGCCUGGUACAAAAACAGUUUGGUCUCUAGAGAUAAUUUCCCACUUUGUGAUAAUUGUACGGGAGCGAGAUCAGAUCCACAGCUCCGCCCUCUCGCCCAAAUAUGGUAAUGCUGAACUAGAGGCUUUAAAAUGAGAGUUAACAAACCAGUGGGUGACGUCACAGUAGCUACGCCCAACCAACAACCAAAAACCAACAUUUUUGACCCUGAAGAACGGUUGAUAAGUGUCGUUGUGUUUUAUCAUGUAGCCGUUAUUAAAAAAAGGCUUUUUAACUUCCAUAGCUGCACUGUUCGGGAAAUUCAUUCACAUUUUGUGGAUAUUAAAUGAAUUAAUUCAGGGACUGUUCUUUAUUAAUCGGAGGACGGGUGCGGCUGGGGUGUGAGGGUUUUUUGUUUGUUUGUUUGUUUGUUGACCUUUGAACCUCGAAUAUUUCUCCUUGACCCUCCCUGAGUGAUGGCAGGGAAAUCCAUGACCCGCCUCCAUAAAUGAGUUAUUAGAUUUCUAAAACAUCGAUCGAAUUUGUUCAGAUUUGGUUAUUUUUUUGUUUUGUUUUGUUUUUGUUUGUUUUCAGAUGGAAGCGUCCGUCACACAUGAUGUGGCCAAGGACCGUCGGAAAUUUGAAUAUCUAACCAUAAUUUCUGUUUUUACAGUUUCUGGCUGAUGAGUGGUGUAAACCACCAAAAUGUGGAUGGCGAAAUACAGCCGUUUAAAUUUGUAUGCCCCGCCCCUAAGCCCUUUUUGAACCAAACACCCCCCCCAAUAAAUAAGGAACAGUCCCUGUUAGAUAUUUUGCCACCUGAUUGUCGCAGGACACAGUGACUGUAGAUUUGUGAUUUUAGCAUCAGUUCAAAACCUUAAAGAUUGUUAAAGUUCAGAGAGUGAUCAGCUGACCUGUGAGAGUGCGUCUGUGUCAGUGCUCGGUGUCAUAAGUAACUCAGCACCAGGCCGCAUCAAAACGUCUACCGUCAAAUGAUGAUCGAUCCUCUCGCUGCCCAAAUCUAGAACAAAAGACAGUUUGUGUGGUUUUGCUGGCGGCCAAUCACAGCAAGCGUUCUUGGAUUUAAUGUGAUGUGUGAUGGGCCCACUGCAGCAGCAGCAGCUACAACACACACUGUCUGUGAGGUGGUGACGUCGUGUGUUUAACGGCAGUUUAGCACCGAGAGGCCACCAAACAUUCAAAGGUGUGGCUGUGCGACACAGCUGUGGCGUCUCGUGGCUUUUUACACACUGUUUUUUUUUUUGGUUUGUUUUUGAGAUUACGAGGUGGAAUUGUGACAUCGUCAUUACUAAUCAACGUGUUUAUUCUCAUUAGGUGUUGAUCAUUAUUGAUGACAUGAGGGAACCAUUUCAGCUGAUCGAUCAGACCGAACGAAUCGUUAGAAGAGUCACUUUUGGACUAAACAUGGGCUUUACGGUGUUUUUGACAUUUCUUAGGAUCAAUGAUAGAAAAAUAAUCUUUAUAAUAAUCAGUAUCAAUAAUGUAAUCAAUACAUAUCAUUAGCUGGAUUUAUCUGACAGUUUCAGCUGUUUAUCAGCUGAUGACAUCUUUUACACAGAAUGUUUUUGUUUUUUAAAUUGAUGAUGAUUGAUUAUUGUUGGCGUGGAGCUGCUCAGUGAAAACAUGUCACAGGUCAAACUUGGCUUCCUGUCGGCGUCCACGUUGAGACGUUUGUGUUCGGUGCCUUUCCUUCUCAUCUGUACAGAAGCCAUAGGAUUGUGUCGGUGUGACGUGUACAGUCGGUUCACACACAACAGCUGGAACUCUAAAGUCUUCACACAGGAGGGGCGGCGGCCUCAUCACGCAGAGACACUGACCUCAGAUCAGCCGCAGCUGUGACGGGACUGUGCUCGCUGAGCCGAGCAGCUUUUUAACAAUGAAUGAAUCAUAAUGACUAACGUUUGUCCUGCCGCGGGCGUCUUGUUGAAGAAGACGUCCUGCGCAGGCGUCCUGAAUGUUUUUCUGUCAGUACGACGGGCGAGUCAGUCGGUCAGAGACGAGUCGUGUUCGUCCGUCGAGCUGCAUCCUGUUGUUUACGUUGCUGAUUGACUUUGGGAGGAAGUUUGAGUUGUUUUUGUCUCCAUGUCGCUGCAGGAGGUGACGAACACCUGAGCCCCAGAGUCUGGUUAUAAUACGAACCGCCUGAAUCCUCCAGGUCGACACGGAGACACGAGUCUUAAACAUUCAGUUGAAGGCAGCACAUAUAUAAUUACCUGAUCUCUUUCAGGCCCCGACUUAUUGUCUUCACCCUCGAGUAUUCUCUCAGCUUAUUGAUGAAGAGUUUGGUCAAUAAAAAAGCAGAAAAUCAUGAAAUUCGCAGUUGUUGAUGGUCCGAGGUGACGUCCUCACGUCCUGUUGUAUCGACUCACCGUCGGAAAGCCCCAAAUAUUCAGUUUUCUGAGAAAUAAAACCAAAAGCAGAAGAAAAGAGCAGCAGGAACCAGAAAGUGUCCGACAUUUAUGUUUGGAGAAAAGAGAAUAGUUUCAGAUUAUUUUCUGACUAAUCGACGUGCUGCAGCUUCAGGCCUCUCGAUCAUGUGAGUCAGUCCAGUUUUAAGCAGCUAGUGUCUAUUAACUUUCUGUGGGACUCACAAACAAAAUGAUUUCUUUAAUAUUGAAGUUUAUUUAGUGACGUUAACUCAUUGUUUGCUCAGAUAUUAAGUAAAUAUGAAAAGUUAUUGAAACCCACAUUUGAAAACGACACAAAAAACCCCUGAAGUUUCUCUUUAGGAACUUUUUAUUUUAGUUUAAAUUGCAAUACUUUGCUGUAUUGACUUUUUCCCCACUUCUACUGAUCAGAGUCUGCAGGCAACAACAGAACACCAGAGAGGUCGGCGUUAGUUUCUCAGUGAUCAUAAAAACAUUACUGUGGGAUCUCAAACACAAACACACGCGGAAGACUAACUGAACCUGACCGGUGCUUUGUCACUGGACCUCUGUGCUUCUCAUAAAGAAGGAGAAGAAGAUAUACUUUAUUAAUCGCCGAGGGAAAAUUAAAUUUUUGCUUACAUUAUAUAGAGAGAUGUCAGAGUGAGGGGGCUGCCUUGGACAGGCGGCCCGAGCAGUUAGGGCUUCAUUGCCUUGCUCAAGGGCACCUCGGCAGUGCCCAGGAGGUGAACUCUCCAGCUACCAGUCCAUGCUCUAUAUGUGGUCCAUACAGGGACUUGAACUGGCGACUUUCUGGUUCCCAGCCAAAGUCCCUAUGGACUGAGUUACUGCUACCCGAUGGACUGGCCGUUAUGAACACCAUGUGUGAGCGUGGGGUGGUUCAUGGGUUUGGACCAAAAGUAAACUGGUUCAGAACCUGAAAAGUUGAUUUCUAACUGGAACCAAAGAAUUGCAGGUUUUCCUCGACCUGAAGUGCGAAUAAUAACGACAUCGGUGGCGUGUCACCUUGUGCAGGUUGGAAACAGACGACAGAGAAGUUGAGUGAAAAAACAGAGGAGUGCAGCGGUCUCAUUAAUAUUCGGUCUAUGCUUGUUCUUUUGGGUAAAAACAAAUAAUGUUUGUUCUGGGGUGGUUUGUAGCCGAGUGUGAAGCGGGCGGGAUGAGAGUCUCAGUCUGAGGUCAUGGUUCUCUGAUGGAGAACGGUGGAUUGUUCCCUCUGUGUUGGAAGAGAGUUACUGCCCCAGGCGUAGAGUUCUCUGGGUCUUGUUCACAAGUGAGGGUGAAAUGGAGCGUGAGAUGGACCGGCGAUUUGAAGCUGUGACCGCAGAGAUGUUGGCGAUGGGCCAGACCAUUGUGGUUCAGAGGAAGCUGAGCCAGAGGGCAAAGCUUUAGUUUGAUCCAUCUGCGUCCCAACCCUCAGCUAUGGUCAUGAGCUCGGGGUAGUGACUGAAAGAAUGAGGUCACAGAUACAAGCGUCUGAAAUGAGUUUCCUCUGUAGGGUGUCUGGGCUCAGCCUUAGAGAUAGGUGGAGGAGUCAGACAUCUGGAGGGAGCUCGGAGUAGAGCCGCUGCUCCUUCAUGUUGAGGUGGUUCAACAUCUGAUCAGGAUCCUCCUGGUCCAGCUGGUAGGAGGCCCCGGGGCAGACCCAGAACACACUGGAGGGAUUAUAGAUCUCAUCUGGUCUGGGAACACCUCGGGGUCCUCCAGGAGGAGCUGGAGGAAGGAGCUGAGGAGGGGGACGUCUGGAGCACUUUGCUCGGCCUGCUGCGACCUGAUCAGUAUGAAUGCAUUGUUGGAUGGACUAAACUUUACCAUUAUCAACUCUCAAGAAAUCAGGAUUAAAAUUGAGAUUGUCGUGUUUUCUUUCAGCAGUGACAAAUAAUUCCUUCAUGAAAAAGAGAAAAUGAUUCAUCGAUAAUCAGACUUUCUGUAGGAAACUGAUCUCAGGACGGAGAAAUGUUGGAGCUUCGUUGUUCUUCAGCUCCUGCGAACGACAUGGAGACAAAACACAAAAAAGUAACGACCUCCCAAAGUGCAGAGAAAACUUUAAAUAGUUUUUCUGUUUCUUCUAAUCACAGUUUGAUUUCAUUGGAAGUGAAACGAAGGCAAAAAGAAAACAAAGACGUCAUUUUGUUGUUUUCUGUUUUUGUAAAAACAGUUUUUGUCUUUUGGGAACCCAAAAAUAUAAAUAUUAAUAUAUGAAUUGUUUUUAUUUAAUGUGGGAAUGAAAGGUUGAUCUGUGGGGUUUGAUUUUUUUUUUUGGGUGGUGGUGAAAGAGGAGGAAGAGGAAACUCUGCAGGUUGUUCCAGCUCUUUGUGACGGCCAAUCAGAGAUGUUUAUUAUGUUGUCGCCAUAACAAGUUCGACAAAAUCACAGUUUGGAAUUGUUUUUUGUUUUGAUCACAAAUGAAGUUUAGUUUGGUGAAAAUGUGACUUUUUGUUUUUGCUGUUGCACCAAAUUUGAAACUAAAUAUUAAGAUUGAAAAAAUCCUCGAAGCACAGCUGAACUUUGGGUUAAUUUUUUUUUAUUUUUUUUAAUAAGUUGCACAGAGAUUUUUUUUUCUCCAUAAACAAAGUGAAACGAAAAAAUAAUUAAAAACGAGCUUUUUAAAUUUGAGCUAGACUUUAUGAAUUCCAAGUAGUUUUCAUUUUCAGAAAUCAACAUCCGUAAAUCCACUUUGAUCCGUCUGGAGCGCCACCUGCUGGUAGUUUAACAGAAGCCCUGUGGACAGACUGUCUCAAGGAUCCUCAGCAGGAUCUGUUUGUUCCUCAUUGGACGCUGCAGGUGAAGAACCGUCCAAUAGGACCGACAGAAAUCUCACAGGACGUGUUAAACUUCCUCUUCCUGUCUGGGCAGGAAGUUUGUGUUUGUGUGAAAUCUGUUUGUCGGCUCGGACAGUUUUCAUCUGUUAGUUUGCACUUGAUUGUUGACUUGUACCAAUGCCUCUCAACCUGUAAAUACUUCUUUUGCUAAAGUUUUAUAUAAACAAGGACAUGGACUCAAA
Messenger RNA from Epinephelus fuscoguttatus (brown-marbled grouper), 8317 nucleotides. It is a transcript of the gene slc35a2, whose product is annotated as solute carrier family 35 member 2. The transcript has 6 exons. Gene Ontology annotation, biological process: pyrimidine nucleotide-sugar transmembrane transport. The coding region runs from base 396 to 1565 and encodes 389 amino acids. Gene Ontology annotation, cellular component: Golgi membrane. The record is from RefSeq and is a predicted model, not a curated record. Gene Ontology annotation, molecular function: UDP-galactose transmembrane transporter activity. NCBI's taxonomy places the organism in Eukaryota, Metazoa, Chordata, Actinopteri, Perciformes, Serranidae.